Molecule: messenger RNA, 2057 nt
Organism: Thrips palmi
Lineage: Eukaryota; Metazoa; Arthropoda; Insecta; Thysanoptera; Thripidae
Product: probable cytochrome P450 6a14
Exons: 7
Coding region: 186-1691 (501 amino acids)
Molecular function (GO): iron ion binding; oxidoreductase activity, acting on paired donors, with incorporation or reduction of molecular oxygen; heme binding
Source: RefSeq, a predicted model, not a curated record
GUUGUCAGUGGCGGGAUUCGCACCGCCUGCACGCAUUCGACGGUCGUAGAAUCCAAUUAUAGACUCGACAAGCGGAGAUCAAUUAUCUGCCCUCGAUCGAGCAUCCAGCACUAAGGCGGCGGUGCUGCGCUGCUCUCUGCGCCACGCGACCGCGGCCUUCCCCCGUCACCGCCACCAGCUCCACGAUGGCCGUCGGCGUGCUCGAGGUGCUCGCCGCGCUCGUGGCGAUCUUCGCCGCCGUCUACUACUACAUGACGAACACGGCCGACUACUGGGCCAAGCGCGGCGUGCCUUUCCUGAAGCCCACGCCCUUCAUCGGCAACUCCCUGGCCUUCCUUCUGUCCACCGAGUUCCGUGGCAAGGUGGGCCAGCGCUUCUACCACUACGCCAAGUCCAACGGCCACAAGUACCUGGGCGUGUUCCUGGGCCGCCGGCCCGCCUUCAUCGUGUGCGACGUGGACCUGCUCAAGACCAUGAUGGUCAAGGACUUCCAGUACCUCACGGACCGCGGCUUGUUCUUCGACCGACACCGAGAGCCCCUCUCGGCUCAUCUUUUCAACCUGGGGGGCCCAGAGUGGAAGUCGCUGCGAGCCAAGCUGACGCCCACCUUCACGACCGGCAAGAUGAAGAACAUGUUCUACCUGGUGCGCGCGUGCGCCGACCAGCUGGACUCGUUCCUGGCGGCCGAGACGGCGGCGGGCGGCGAGCUGGAGAUGGCCGAAGUGAUGGCCAAGUUCACCACGGACGUGAUCGGCUCCUGCGCCUUCGGCGUCGAAGCCAACUCCCUCAAGGACCCGGACGCCCAGUUCCGCAACAUGGGCCGCGAACUGUUCACCAUCCCGCGUUGGCGCGCCAUCCUCUUUGUGCUGGGCGAGACGAUGCCGCCGCUCCGCCGCCUGCUGCCGGUGCCGCUGCUCAGCAGGAACGUGUCCACCUUCUUCACCAGCACCUUCAACGAGAACGUGCGCUACAGGGAGCAGAGCGGGGACCAGCGCCACGACUUCGUCGACCUGUUGAUCCAGCUCAAGAAGGGAGACGCAAUCGACCCGGCCAUCAUGCCAGCCCAGGCCUUCAUCUUCUUCAUCGCGGGCUUCGAGACGUCGUCCGGCGCGACCAGCGCCUGCCUCAUGGAGCUGGCCCACCACCCGGACGUGCAGGACCGGCUGCGCGAGGAGGUGGACCGCGUGCUGGCCAAGCACGCCGGCGUCAUCUCCUACGAGGCGCUGCAGGAGAUGACCUACAUGGAGCAGGUCCUCGAAGAGACGAUGCGCCUGUACCCCGCGCUGGCCCUGCUGCCCCGGGUGGUGACUCGCGACUACCAGCUCCCCGACAGCAAGUCCGUCCUGGAGGCGGGCACGCGCGUGUUGGUGCCGGUCUACGCCAUCCACCGUGACCCGGAGUUCUACCCAGACCCGGACCGCUUCGACCCGGAGCGCUUCACGGAGGAGAACAAGAGGAGCCGCCCGCACUUCGCCUACAUCCCCUUCGGCGAGGGGCCCAGGAUAUGCAUAGGCCUCCGCUUCGCCAUGAUGCAGAUGAAGUCGGCACUCACCGUCAUCAUGAGGUCCUACCAGGUGACGCCGGGCCCGGACUCGGUUUACCCGAUGCCGUUCGAAACCAAGGGGAUCGUGACCAGGAUCCGCGGCGGCGUCCACGUCAAAAUCUCAAAGCGACAAGCGCGCACCGCCUGACCUCCUAUCUAGUGGCCCAUCAUCAUCAUCACUAUUAUUAUUAUCAUCAUUAUCACCAUCAUCAUCGUCAACAUUAACAUCAUCAUCAACAUCAUCAUCACCGACACCACCACCGCCACAGCCACCACUCUCAUCGUCAUGACUAGGAAGAAAGAUGGAAAAUCACGAAGGGUCGGGUCAAGAUGACGCCAACCCGGGUCUCCGGGAACACAGACUCGUGCUGAAUCAGCACAAAAUGCAAUGAUGUUAUCUUGACUUUCACCCUGCCCGCCACCGUCUUGUCGCGCGCCUUUUUCGUGUUUGUGGUCAUGUGUAUUUGUUUUAUACGUCUUUUGUUAUGAAUAAACUUUUAAAUACUACAGGCAA